Molecule: messenger RNA, 1392 nt
Organism: Hevea brasiliensis (rubber tree)
Lineage: Eukaryota; Viridiplantae; Streptophyta; Magnoliopsida; Malpighiales; Euphorbiaceae
Product: protein IQ-DOMAIN 10
Molecular function (GO): protein binding
Source: RefSeq, a predicted model, not a curated record
UAAUGGCAGAGCACCAGGUGAUUGGGUGGGGAGUGGGAAACACCUGAUGACGGGCCUUGUUGUAGUUGAUUGUUGACCUUCCAUAAGAUCAAACACCAGCCUCAGUUUAGUUGAGUUGUCAGUUAUGGAAGUUUAUGGGGCGUGUACAUGCCCUCUCUCUGCCUGCCAUUCCUUAUAUUGCACUUCUUCUCGUUAUUUUUACUGGUGGUCACCCAUCUUCUCAAACCCACCACCUGUCAACAGCAUGUGUCUCUGUUGCUUCUCCUCUGGAGACUGGUUUAGGUCGAUAAUUUGCCUGAGGAAAGCGAAGGAAGAUAGGUCCAAAAAUGUGAAGGUGCACUCGGGUAAUGGAAAAACAAAUGGGUCCAAGAAAAAUUCCAAUACUCAGAGAGAGUCAAGUAGUCCUGCUUGUGCCAAUGGCAGCCCACAGAGAAGUAACGGUGUUCCUGGAAUGUCAGUAGAACACAAAGCUGCUAUUCGAAUUCAAACUGCUUUUCGAGCAUAUAUGGCAAAAAGAACAAUGCGACGUCUGAAAGGAGCUGUGAGAUUUAAUGUAUUGAUUCACGCCAAUGAUACUCAAAAGCAAGCUUCGAGCACAUUGAGCUAUAUACAUGCGUGGAGCAAUAUACAGGCUCAGAUUAGAGCUCGCCGGCACCAUAUGGUCACAGAAGGCCGGAUUAAGCAAAAGAACAUAGAAAAUCAGCAAAAGCUUGAGGCCAAGCUCCAUGAGCUGGAGAUGGAUUGGUGUAGCGGCUCUGAAACUAUGGAAGAAAUCCUUUCUAGGGUGCAACAGAGAGAAGAAGCGGCAGUUAAGCGUGAGCGAGCAAUGGCAUAUGCCUUCUCUCAUCAGUGGAGAGCCAAUCCUACCCAGUAUCUAGGCCAGGCUUAUUACAGCAUUGGCAAGGAAAAUUGGGGUUGGAGCUGGAAAGAGCGUUGGAUCGCAGCUCGCCCAUGGGAGAUUCGGGUUCAUUCUCUACCUAACAACCCAAAGAAAGGCCAGAGCAUGCAAGUGAGCAAAUCAGAGAUGAAAAUAACACUCUCAACCAAGCCUGCUUUGUCAAAUGGAAAGGUCAAUACUAAAGCUAAAAAACUGUCCAACAUAUCUGUUGAUAAUCAAGCUGCCCAAGAAGCUUAUACUACAGCUGUUAGCUCCUCUGGUUCAUUGAUUCCAAAUUGACAGAUUAUAGCUUAGCAAAUUUCUAUGAACUCAUAGGCUCUUUUAAAAUUUUUAUUUUUAUCCUGUGUUAUUCUGGUUUUGGCCGUUUGAGGUUGGUGUGAAAUUAGUCUACUGUGUAAAAUAAGGCAACAGACCGUUGAACAUGCACCUUGAUUUGGCUAUCAUUUACUGUAAAUUAUCUCAAAUACUUUGCAGAAUGUUCCUACCUUUUCAAA